AUGGAUUUAUCAGAAGGAAUCACACUUUUUUUCGAACAAACUCCAUUUAAAAACUGGCUUCCCACCAGAUGCCUAGAAUAUUUGGAAAAUAAAUCCGUUGAUCUUAGAACGUCAGACAAAGAAUUAGUCCAAACCGAAUUCAAGAGUCAUGUCCAUUCAUUAAUGAAUCAUCAAGCAGUAACGAAAUCCGCACAAAAAAAAGCUAAAAGACUUUUGGAUGAAGCAGAUCGGAUGUUUGAAUCCGAAGAAGUUAUAGCGAUUUUUAAAAGAAUGGACACGAAGGCGAUUGAAAAAAGCAAAAGGCAGUUAUUACUUGUAAAAAAAUCACUUUUCGAUACGGAAGUUCAGCUUACUGUUGAAGAUCACAAAAUACAUACCGCAUCAUCUUCGAAAUUACAUACUUUAGGAACAGAAACCCCAAUUAAAGCUUCCAAACGGAAACGUGAAAUAGAAGACGAUCAAAUUGUAGUGGAUGGUGAUGAAAAUCGGAUCAAGAAAACCGGACAUGGAAGGGAUAUUCUAAGAUAUAGUGAUUUUUUGGGCAAAACAUUAGUUUCGGAUAUCAUAGUCAAAGGGAAUGAGAAAGAAAAUGUUAUUCAAUACAAUGAGCAACAGCUUGAAAAUGUGUACGAUAUAGAAUCGAAAUGCAGAAACCCAACUUCACAGUCAGAUAAUGAUUCCGGCGAUCAUGAAGAGUAUCAAGAUUAUUAUGAAGAAUGCUUCGAAGAAGAAAUUUCAUCGGACAUGCCUUCGGCUGAUACUAUUGGAAGUUGGAUUUUGUCAAGUGGUAAGGAUGUUGGUGAAGAAUUAUCCAAAUACCGUGAAAAUAUUCCUCGCACAAAGGCAUAUCUUUAUCCGGCUUAUUUCGGAAUAUUGGAUCUUUCCGGUGAGGAUACAGAAGUAAAGAAUUUGUUUACAAAUGACGAAUGGAAUGAGAUGAUCAAGGAUUUUAAUGAUAAUGUAAAAUUAAGUGAUAUGGAAGACGAACAAGAGAGGCCCUUUUAUGAGCUGAUGGACAAAAUUUCCGAGGUAUUGAGGAAGAAACCUUCUGAUCUAAUUACUGGCAUUGAAAGCUGUGUGAUUGAA
Messenger RNA from Acaulospora colombiana, 1086 nucleotides. The record is from the annotation of a GenBank genome assembly. NCBI's taxonomy places the organism in Eukaryota, Fungi, Glomeromycota, Glomeromycetes, Diversisporales, Acaulosporaceae.